Molecule: messenger RNA, 3403 nt
Organism: Syngnathus acus (greater pipefish)
Lineage: Eukaryota; Metazoa; Chordata; Actinopteri; Syngnathiformes; Syngnathidae
Gene: elmo1
Product: engulfment and cell motility 1 (ced-12 homolog, C. elegans)
Exons: 24
Coding region: 360-2585 (741 amino acids)
Biological process (GO): actin filament organization; cell motility
Cellular component (GO): guanyl-nucleotide exchange factor complex; plasma membrane
Source: RefSeq, a predicted model, not a curated record
GGCGGCCUGCAGGGGGCGGAAGAGACGAGGAAGUGCCCGCAUCCACACGAACGCACACAAACACAGGAAGAGAGCAAAAGAGAGAGAGUGACACGCGCGCAGCCAGCCAGUCACACACACAGCAACUCCAGUUGGAGAAGUGUCUUCGCUGCAGCAGACGCCCACUUCCCCUUCUUGCUCCUCGGCACCGCCGGGUGCAAACAUUCGCCUUCUGCCAACAUGUCCAUGACAACAACACAUCCACGCGCGCAAAAGUUGAUCUAUUGAGCGGGUUGGAAUAAGCCAAGCAGCAGUCGCGCCAGGUGUGAAUGAUUGUCCUCCCGCUUUAAAGAGAGAGGCUCCGGAGCAACCACGCCGCCAUGCCGCCGCCCGCCGACACCGUCAAGGUGGCCAUCGAGUGGCCGGGGGCCUUCCCCAAACUCAUGGAGAUCGACCAGAAAAAACCACUCUCCGCCAUCAUCAAAGAAGUGUGCGAAGGUUGGUCUCUGGGGAAUCAUGAAAAUUUUGCGCUGCAAAUGGCUGACGCCAACUUCUACAUCACUGAAAAGAAUCGCAAUGACAUCAAGAAUGGCUCCAUCCUGCGUUUGACCACCUCACCUUACCAAACGGCGCUGCAGCUGCACGAGCGGAUCCAGUCGUCCAGCAUGGACGCUAAGCUGGAGGCGCUCAAGGACCUGGCCAGCGCCUCGCGCGACGUCACCUUCGCCCUGGACUUCAUCAACAUGGACGGCAUCUCGCUGCUCACCCAGAUGGUGGAGAGCGGCACAGAGCGCUAUCAGAAACUGCAGAAGAUUAUGAAGCCCUGUUUCGGCGACCUGCUCUCGUUCACGCUCACGGCCUUUGUGGAGCUGAUGGACCACGGCAUCGUCUCCUGGGACACUUUUUCCGUGGCCUUCAUCAAGAAGAUUGCCAGCUACGUCAACAAGGCGGCCAUGGACACGGCCGUGCUGCAGCGCUCGCUAGCCAUUCUGGAGUCCAUGGUGCUCAACAGUCAGGACCUCUACCACAAGGUGGCGCAGGAGAUCACCAUCGGCCAGCUCAUCCCGCACCUGCAGGGGACGGAUCAGGACAUCCAGACGUACACCAUCGCUGUCAUCAACGCGCUCUUCCUCAAAGCUCCCGAGGAAAGAAGACAAUCUGAUGAGCACAUUGUGGACAUCCUAAAUUGUCCCUUGACAGAGAUGGCGGACAUCUUGGCCCAGAAGCAACUGCGCUCCAUCAUCCUCAGCAACGUGAUCCGGAGCCCGACGCCCAUCAACGACGAGAUGGCGCACCAACUGUACGUUCUGCAGGUUCUCACCUUCAACCUGCUGGAGGACCGCAUGAUGACCAAGAUGGACCCCCAGGAUCAGGCUCAGCGUGACAUCAUCUUUGAGCUGCGUCGGAUCGCCUUUGACGUGGACUGCGAGCCCAAUAACAGCGGUGGCAGCAGCACGGAGAAACGCAAAUCCAUGUACACUCGCGACUACAAGAAGCUUGGAUUUAUUAAUCACGUGAACCCGGCAGUGGAUUUCACCCAGAUUCCUCCCGGAAUGCUGGCGCUGGACAACAUGCUCUACUUUGCCAGGCACCACCAGGACGUCUACAUCCGGAUUGUUCUCGAGAACAGUAGUCGGGAGGACAAGCACGAGUGCCCUUUUGGACGCAGCAGCAUCGAACUCACCAAGAUGCUCUGCGAGAUCCUCAAAGUGGGCGAGCUGCCUGGUGAAAACUGCCACGACUUCCACCCGAUGUUUUUUACGCACGACCGCUCCUUUGAGGAGUUCUUCUGCAUUUGCAUCCAGCUGCUCAACAAGACCUGGAAGGAGAUGAGGGCCACCAGCGAGGACUUCAACAAGGUCAUGCAGGUGGUGCGCGAGCAGAUCAUGCGAGCGCUGACGCUGAAGCCUAACUCACUGGACCAGUUCAAGAGUCGCCUGCAGAAUCUGAGCUACGCCGAGAUCCUCAAGAUACGACAGUCGGAAAGGAUGAAUCAGGAGGACUUCCAGUCCCGCCCCAUCCUGGAGCUGAGGGAGAAGAUCCAGCCGGAGAUUAUGGAGCUGAUCAAACAGCAAAGGCUCAAUCGACUGUGUGAAGGAACGUGCUUCAGGAAGAUCAGCAGUCGAAGGAGACAAGACAAAUUCUGGUACUGCCGGCUGUCCCCCAAUCACAAGGUCCUGCACUACGGGGACCUCGAGGAGAGUCCUCAAGGGGAGGUACCCCACGAUUCUCUGCAGGACAAAUUGCCCGUGGCCGACAUCAAGGCGGUCAUUACGGGGAAAGACUGCCCGCAUAUGAAAGAGAAGGGCGCUCUCAAGCAGAACAAGGAGGUGCUGGAGUUAGCCUUCUCCAUCCUCUACGAGUCGGACGAGUAUUUAAACUUUAUCGCUCCGGACAAGCACGAGUACUGCGUGUGGACCGACGGCCUGAACGCGCUCCUGGGCAAGGAGAUGGGCAGUGACUACACCAAAUCCGACAUGGACACGCUGCUCACUAUGGAGAUGAAGCUACGCCUGCUGGACCUGGAGAACAUUCAGAUCCCUGAAGCGCCGCCCCCUAUUCCCAAAGAGCCCAGCAACUAUGACUUUGUUUACGAUUGUAACUAGUUUAGCUUAGUUUAGCCCUGCUGUAUUCACUGGACCCCCCGACCCCCCUUGCGUCCCUUCUUCUCCUUCCUUAAAACUGGAUGAUUUCAAGAACUGUGAUUGAGGAUUCUCCCCUCCCCCCACUUUUCCUCUUUGCUAUGAAGACCAGAAGAAACUAGAAUGCAUUCCCUUGAAGUCAAGAAACUCCUUUUUUAUGAUUUGUCCUCAGGGCUUCUGUGCGGGGAGGGACAGCCAUGUUAGUUGUAAUCCACUUGUUUAUUUCCUGUCACAUGACACAAGUUUCACCAUUAUUGUGGCAGCUAAAUGUUUUCCCCACACCAUGAGAAGUACUGUACUUCACUCCUUGUCUGCUCAAGACUGUUACAACAUUUUUUCCCCUUGUCACAAAGUCCCUGAACGACUGCUGUACACCACAUUUCUGAGCAAUAUUUACUUUAUCACUUAAGCCCCUAUCCCACUGAUUGCCCAACGUGUUCGAGAGUGUUAGAUAAGCUAGCAAAUGCUCGUCGCAGACCUUCACCAACAGUUUUGUUUUUCUUGUCGCAAGGACAUUUUGAAUAUUUUCAAAAGUCCCUUGCAAUACAGAUGAACGUAUGUUCAAACAUUUGUGACCGCUACCUUUGCAAAAAUUUGCAAAUGUUGGCCCUUCAGUGGAAUACUAUCUUAAGUGUUUAUUUUUUUAUUGUAAAGCUGUUAAUUUAGGGUGUGAAAAAGGGACGCUAUUGUGUUGACAAAAAUUUGAAGGUUAAUGUACUUUUUUUGUUUUAUUUAAAAACAGAUCAUGGUUGUGAUUUCAAGUUUGAUUUUUUUUAUAUAAA